CUGCAAUGAAUUUUAUGCUCAGACCCAAGGUAACACAGAACGAGGUUGUUGGGCUGUUGUAGAUCACCACGUUAUCACCACGUUGUGGUUCACAAAGGCUUCCGCUACCGCCUGCUGACACUUGAUCAUACGGAACGGCUGGCGCCUCUGCCGGGGCUUCACACAUCCAUCGAGAAUCCUGCAUGUUCUGGGCGCAAUAAGCAUACCGCGGUGCUCCGUUGACUUUACAUACACAUCCUCGCACUACCACUCAACUCUGGUCUGGUCCCUCGACCCACAGGCUGCAGGCUCAGUCUCCGCCAGUCUUGGUUGAUUCGAACUGGCGUUAUUUCUCUGAGAGAGUGGGGGAGAGAGAGAGCGUGUGCGUGUGCGUGUAUGUGUGUGUGAGAGAGACAGGGAGAGAGACCGACAGCGACAGAAAAGGGAGAGGUACGACAUCGACAAUGGACGGCCAAUACCCACACCAUCUCAGCUACUAUGCCCACGGCUAUGCUUCCCAUAUGCCAACAGAAAGUUACGAACAAGCGCCAAGACUACAUAAUAUUCAGACCAUGUCCAUGGAGAGUAUGGGCUCAUAUUCGGAUUUCGACACUUCCAAUGGAGCGGUGCCUCCUACACAGGGAACACAACGAUCACGACGGCGGCAACCUCCUGGAGCCGAACACGUGAAGCAUCGACGGACAAGGAGCGGUUGCUACACUUGUCGACAACGGAGAGUGAAGUGCGAUGAAGGUCAUCCUACCUGUGAAAGGUGCCGUAAAGGCAAACGAGACUGUACCUACCCAGGCGAUGCGGCCCCGAGCACAGCGAAGAGCAAGAGCAGCAGGCGCAAGGGAUCUUCGCCUACAGGCUCGAGUCCGUCUGGUAGUGACCUGGAAACUGACGAGCACGACGGACUAUCGGUCCUCCCUGGUGUGAACGAGGAAGGGUGGGACGACGAUGGUCCCAUGUCAGCUGGGACUGAGCAGAAGCUAACGACGGAAGACUUCGACGGACGAGUGCCCCAGAGUACCUCCCCUUCCACGGGAUCGAGCAUGCGACAUAAACGCCCGCAGCCAGUGCGAACCAGGUCACAGCAGUCCGUCUUGUCUAGUAUCGCUCAAAACCCGCGUUGGAAGACGCUGCCCAAAGACGUGAGGUAUUACCUCACAUUCCACCAGCAGCACAUGUCGCACCACCACUAUGCCUUCAAGUACGACGGCGGUGACUUUCUGAAGACUACUUAUCUCGAAAUCGCCAUGAAUGACGGGAGCGCAGCUCUUCUCUACGCCAUCGUAGCGUUUGCGGCCUAUCACCACGCUGUAGCACGCGGCAGUAGUGACAUAUCUGGAUUUCUGUCCUAUUACAACAAGUCUAUUGCGUUUCUGCAGCAGUCUUUGAAAAAGCAACUACACAGUGUCGCAACUCUUCUCACGAUCCUGCAGCUCGCUACGAUAGAGGAGUUCCUAGGCGACUGGAUCAAUCUACUCGGUCACCAACGAGCAGCGUACCAGAUCUUAACGGAUCUCUUCACACCUCAAACUAUCCUGCAGGACGAGACACGACGUAAGAUCAUCACCUGGUACAUACGCUUUGACCUCUUCGCCGGCAUCAUGUCAGGCGAUAAGACGACACUUGGCCGCGAAUGGUUUGCAGCUUCUGCUGCAUUCUACAAACGGCAGACGCAAGAUAAGCCGAAGAAUCUGGGCGCUCGAUUCGAAUCCUACUUUGCGACGUCGCGACUCCUCGCAACAGACGUGACGGUCCUCUUCGCUGGAAAGGCGCAGGGUACGAUUAGUGAUGAAGCCUUCGCGGCAGGAGUGGAGACAUUGUCAAAAGAGUUUGCUGAAUUUGGCCAUACCAUCGGGAAUGCCUUCACGAGCCCAGAGUGCUUCGUCACGUCGUUCCCAGAUGCGCUGCCUCCAGGCGAGCAAGAUCUCUUUGGCUUCACGGAUCAGGAAUUUCUCUACGCGGGAGAGUAUGCGACCAUGAACUUCGUUCUCUUGGACCACUGGGCUAUGGAUCUGAUGUUCAAGUUUCAGCUGGGCAUGGCGUUGGGACAAGCCCCUUCUCCCGAACUCACGCAAAUUGCGAUGAAGAAGUGUAAGAUGUUUGAUGCCAUCCAGCACAGUGGGCAAGGUGGACCGACGGCUAUCUUGGGGUGUCAAGCCAGUUUAGGUAUCAUGAGUUUGUUCCUGCCACGAGAAGAACAGUAUACGAGGUGGAGUCAGAGGAAAUUUGCCCGUAUUGAGCAGCUGGGUUACAUCUACCCGGAGAACUUGCGCAAGCGGAUGAGCGAGACGUGGUCCGAGGACGUGACCCGCUGGUGGCUACCCAACGACGCAGGGUAUCCCACGACCAUCCGCAUCGUUCGCGAGUUUGUAGAGUACCGCGCAACGAGGCCGACAGACGCUGCUGCUGCAGGAAUCAGCAAUAUGAGCGGAAUCUUUCGGACGAUGAACCUCGACGAACAUGGAUUUUCGGAUGACGCGAAAAGCGUCGGUUCAGAGUCUGUGGGAAGCGCCGUCAGCCCUCAAGUCCAAGAGACCAGUCCCAGCCAGACGUAAAAGGUACAAGAGGAGGACAUGAGAAAAAGGAUAUAAUAAUCGCUUGUACCUAAUGCAAGUAAGCUUUGAGCGAGCCGAGUAUGGCUCCCGUCUCGGAGCACGAGAGUUGACGAUGCCGCGGCCGGGACCACAUGGGAUGGAGGAGUAGAAGCGACGUCUUAUAUGCUUAAGUGCCUCACGCGAAAAGGCAGGUUAGCAGUCCCGAACAUCAGCGGAGUGUUGCAUCCGCUUCCGCGUCAUCGAAAAGACGCUGGACAAAGGAGAAAGUAAACUAGAGAAAAGUCU
This is a messenger RNA of Sphaerulina musiva SO2202, 2831 nucleotides long. RefSeq lists its product as uncharacterized. Gene Ontology annotation, biological process: positive regulation of transcription by RNA polymerase II. Gene Ontology annotation, molecular function: zinc ion binding; DNA-binding transcription factor activity, RNA polymerase II-specific; transcription cis-regulatory region binding. The record is from RefSeq and is a predicted model, not a curated record. Lineage: Eukaryota; Fungi; Ascomycota; Dothideomycetes; Mycosphaerellales; Mycosphaerellaceae. Gene Ontology annotation, cellular component: nucleus. Bases 444 to 2546 code for a protein of 700 amino acids. The transcript is spliced from 4 exons.